AUGCUUUACAAAGGAAUUUCGGAUCUUGAUUGGUCUUUUGUUCUGUGUUUCUGCUUGACAAUCUUGGUUGCAACUUGCGGAUAUUGUGGUCUUCGCAGACUCCUUAAGUGUGACCCACAACAUCUGGACCAAAGGACUUCUCAACAACUGUCAAAGAACAAGUCAUCACAAGUCGUCAAGACCCGGCUAAUAGCCUCGCAAUCUGAACCGAGACUGAGCAAACAUCCGAAGAUGAGUCGAGAUCGCGAAUUUCUGACUCAUCUACCCUCUCGUGUGAAGAAGCUGCAUGAGAAGAUGAACCUGUCCGAAAUGAGUCCCUCGGAGCGAAGGGCCGAGAUGACCGCACGAAGCGAGCAAAUGGCCGCCAUCCUCUCCCUCAUGCAACAGAGGCCGGACCAAUUUGGACAGGUCUCUUACGACGACUUGCACUCACAAAUGUCCACCUUCUACACUGUCUCUCCAGUUGCUUAA
Messenger RNA from Mesocestoides corti, 471 nucleotides. The record is from the annotation of a GenBank genome assembly. Lineage: Eukaryota; Metazoa; Platyhelminthes; Cestoda; Cyclophyllidea; Mesocestoididae.